GAAAAACAGAUACAGAAGAUGCUGUAAUACUAGAGACAAGUCUCAACCCAUAUUCUCCCGGCUCCACUGGAUCACACGUAGACUUGAAAACGUAUUCUAAAACGCCAGAUUGGUUGAUGAUCUACAUGGUAAUACCGGGAAAGACGUUCCAACAAAUUGAUAAGGAUAAUGGAGCAGCGACUCCUGAUACAAUUGUUGGACCCAAGAUAAGGGCAAUGAUGGAAUCAAUAGGAAUUCCUACCCCCGAAAACCCAACGCCAUUUGUUCCAACAAUAGUAGACGAGGAACCGCUCUCGAGCAGUAAAUAA
Messenger RNA from Paraglomus occultum, 308 nucleotides. The record is from the annotation of a GenBank genome assembly. Lineage: Eukaryota; Fungi; Glomeromycota; Glomeromycetes; Paraglomerales; Paraglomeraceae.